UAAAAUUAGUAGUGUCGUCGUCGAUAUCGGUGACACCGCUACAAAUACAAUAGUGCUACUACUCUACACGUUCAAUCAAUUAAUUUUGUGUAAUUUUCCCUAAUUGUCUAUUUAUGCAAAACUAAUAGAUUAUACACAAACAGCGAGGAAGCGUGUCGACACAAUUAACGAACAAAAGUUUCGUAUCAAUAACAAAGUUUUUGGCGAAAGAGAAAAAUUAUUAUUAUCAUUAUCUAAGCUCGUGAUUUGAAUUAAAACAAAUAAAUAAGAGAGAAAAAAAAUAGAAAAUCUGGAGAAAAAUAAAUAAAUGCGAACAAAGUGAAACUAAAAUAAAAAAAUAAUAAAGUAGCGACGAUAUUUUUCAUUUCAUUCAAGUUGAUGGUGUGAGAAAAUUAUUAUAAAUAUUUAUAAAACUGUGCAGGCAACUGGAUAUAAAAAAAAAACUACAAAAAAACUACUAACAAGGAUAUAAAAGCGAGCAGCAGCAGCAGCAACAACAAGGAUUGUGACUGAAACGAAGAAAAAGUAUAUCAAAUUUCCGGUUUCUCUUUUACGAGGUGCAACAGCUGAAAUAACAUCAUAAAAUCGCAUCCACAUCGGUGUACUCUUUUUUUUCCGAGUUUUAAUUAUAAAUGACGACAUGACAAUGAUAUAAAAUUUUACAACAUUUUCCUCUAUUUUUGCGCAAAAUAUUACACAAUAGCAAAUAACAACAGCAGCCAUCAACCGACGGAAAUAAGGACCAGAAAACCCAUAAUUUGGAGUCCAUUCAUUCUUGUUUUUGGUCAUACACAGACACUUUUAUCGUGCGCCAUUAAACGAAACGUGGAAAAUUAUUAUUUUUGCUUAAUAUAAUAAUAAACCUGAGGAUGCCCGUCGCACAUUGUCAGUGAACUAAAUUCUAAUAAAAAAAAAAUUCAAUUCGAAAUAGAGAGAAAAAAUAUUCUUUUUUCCGGCGAAAUAAAUGAAAUUAAAUACAAAGUGUUGAAAAAAUAAAAUUCUGUACAACUAUCGUAAAUUCCUUUUUUUUUUCUCUCUCACUCUCUCUCGGUUCGGGUAGGAAACAAGUUUUUUCGGAAGGAUCUCUAACAUAAUUCUAUUUGCAUAAUACGAUUACUCGAAGCAGGCGCGUGUUCAUGUGCAUUGCAUAGUUUCAAGCAAAUAGAGAAAAAAAGAGAGAAAAGUGUGAAAAAAGGUGUAUAAAAUAUAAAAUGAAUAUAUUAAAUAAUACAACAAGUAUGAUGACGAGACUUGUGUCGUCGACGACGUCGCACCUGUUGAUGACGCUACACUUGUUCGCCUGGAUAUUUCUGCUGAGCAACAAUGUUGGUCUCGGCCAUGCAGUGACUCAAGUGUUGCAACAUAAAGAAGAGCCCAGAUUUAUAUCGCAAUCUGCAGCAUUUAAAUUUGCUGUGGGAGACACAAUUAUCUUGCCGUGUGAGGUAACGCAGCCAGGCGGCACCUUCCUUCGUGCGUGGAAACGAGGAAUUGCCAUUUUAACUGCAUCCGACGUCAAGGUAACCCCAGAUCCGCGAGUUCGACUGAUACCGAAUCGCUACACGCUGCAAAUUAACAAUGCCUCGCCCGCCGAUGGAGGCGACUACAUUUGUCAGUUGGCAACAAUCGAGCCUCGCGAGAUAACGCAUCACGUGGAAAUUUUGGUUCCUCCAAAAAUCGAGCACGUUACGUCUGGCGGUCAUUUACAAGUACGCAAAGGAUCUCCCGUGCGACUCGAGUGCUCGGCAAAAGGCAACCCGAUGCCCAACAUCACAUGGACUCGUAAAAAUAAUUUACUGCCAAACGGUGAGGAAAAGUACGUCAACACUGUUUACACAAUCGAAAAUAUGGAUCGUCACAAGGGCGGUAUCUACAUUUGCACAGCGAGCAAUGGCGUUGGACAAACAGCUUCCAGCCAAAUUAAUCUUCAUGUCUUAUAUCCGCCGGAAAUCAACGUCGAGAGUCCCGUAGUUUACUCCGGCGAAGGUCAAGAAGCGGUUCUUGUGUGCAUCGUGCACGGCGAAUCACAACCCGAGGUCACUUGGUACAAGGAUACUAUGCAAAUAGAUCAGACGGAGCGAUAUACGUUGGAGAGUCGCGGUGCUCGUAACACGUUGCUGAUUCGACGUGUGCAUGCUCAGGAUUUCGGAAAUUAUUCGUGCGUGGCGGACAAUCAGCUCGGCAAGACACGGAAAAUGAUCACGCUUACGGGAAAACCACGUGCUGGAAUUUUCCGAUCGACGCCCUUGAGUCAAUGGAAGGAUAAAUACAACAUUUCGUGGACCGUUGAUUCGUAUGCGCCAAUUGAGGAGUAUCGGUUGUUCUACAAAAUGGUCGAUGAUCUCGGCGGUGAGACAAACAAACAUCUCGUCGAUACGCAUUACUUUGACAAAAAUACCGGCGCGACAAAUUAUUUGGGUGUCAAACAAUCAUCGACGGGAUUCAACUUUAAUGCAUUAGAUAUUCAUGACAAGCACGACUACAACAAUCCAUAUGGCUCUGUGGGAGGAAUCAGCAGCAGCGGAUAUUCGGGCUACAGCUCCAACACAUACGGCUCAUUGUCAAGGACAGAUUGGCGUGACAUCGUCUUGCCAGCGAUACCUUUUUCACAUCAUUAUACACAGGGGAUGAGCUACUUUAUUAGGGGACUCGAGCCAGAUCAACAGUACGAGGCAAAAGUUCAAUCAAGAAAUCGUUAUGGAUGGAGUGAUUUCUCUGAACGAUUCGUAUUUUCAACAUCUCACACAGAUACGGAGAUAUUAGGUUUAGGUGUCACCCAUUACGGCAGUUCAUCAUCUGAUUCAAUUAUCUUCAGCAGCAACAGCAGCGCCACAAAUACAAUCAUGAAGUACUUCAUUGUUGUCAUAAUCUCGUUGAUAAAUUUGAUAUUAUUUAGAAGUAGUGACAGCAUCAUUGUGUAAAA
Molecule: messenger RNA, 2920 nt
Organism: Culicoides brevitarsis
Lineage: Eukaryota; Metazoa; Arthropoda; Insecta; Diptera; Ceratopogonidae
Product: neural cell adhesion molecule 2-like
Exons: 11
Coding region: 1212-2918 (568 amino acids)
Biological process (GO): homophilic cell-cell adhesion; synapse organization
Cellular component (GO): neuronal cell body; axon; plasma membrane
Molecular function (GO): axon guidance receptor activity; protein binding
Source: RefSeq, a predicted model, not a curated record